AUGAGCGAUCCCCCGUGUAAGAGUGAGGUGGAGGAGGACAUACCAGGAGAUGUCAUCACAGAAAAUCCCAGCAAGAAUUCUAUGGGGAAUUUCAUGGUAUUACCGGAUUAUAAAGCAGAAGCUGAAGAUAUCAUGCAGCAUCCUUCAGGAGAAAGCUUGAAUGUGCUUCUAGGACUUCAUAGUACAGAUCUCUCGUAUAAUGACCCUAAUCAUGAGGAACCUUCUCCUAGCCAGUCACAAAUGGUUACUACAAGUACAGGUCAGAAAGGGCUUCAGCGUAGGAAACGGUUCCGAAAAAGCUCAGGUCUUUCUACAGACAGAAGAAUUCACACAGGAGAGAAAUCAUUUUCAUGUCCAGAAUGUGGGAAAUGUUUUACACAGAAAUCAAGUCUUGGUAGACAUAAGAAAAUUCACACAGGAGAGAAGCCAUAUUCCUGUUCAGAAUGUGGGGAAUGUUUUAUAGUUAAAUCACGUCUUAGUAUACAUAAGAGAAUUCACACGGCAGCAAAACCAUAUUCAUGUUCAGAAUGUGGGAAAAGUUUUAGAGAUAAAUCAUAUCUUAGUGUACAUGAGAGAGUUCACACCGGAGCAAAACCAUAUUCAUGUUCAGAAUGUGGGAAAUGUUUUACACAGAAAUCAAAUCUACUUAAGCAUCAUAGACUUCACAUGGAAGCAAAACCAUUUUCAAAUGUUUUGACAUAACAGGUUAUGACCUGAUCUUAAAUAGAUAAUGAGAGAGUUUAUUUUUUGGUUGGAGUUAUCCUGGCUCUCCCAGAUGACUAAAUUCUAUUUUUCUGAGGUCAACUGUGACGAGAUCCAUGGAGGAAAAGUAGUGUGGAUAUAAGGAAGAGAAGAAGAGCCUUGUUUACUUCCAGAGCAGUGAAGAUGAACUGUCCCCAUGAACGUUGCUUCUUUUCACUAUAUUCACACCUCCACCCACAUUGCGGGAGAGUCCAGAGUGACAUGGGGAGAAGUAACGACGCUGUCACAACCAGACAGCUGAGAAGCUCUGACAGAGGCCUUUCAG
Bufo gargarizans (Asiatic toad) is the source of this 1027-nucleotide messenger RNA. RefSeq names its product gastrula zinc finger protein XlCGF49.1-like. The transcript has 2 exons. The record is from RefSeq and is a predicted model, not a curated record. The coding region runs from base 1 to 702 and encodes 233 amino acids. NCBI's taxonomy places the organism in Eukaryota, Metazoa, Chordata, Amphibia, Anura, Bufonidae.